Molecule: messenger RNA, 1229 nt
Organism: Chara braunii
Lineage: Eukaryota; Viridiplantae; Streptophyta; Charophyceae; Charales; Characeae
Source: the annotation of a GenBank genome assembly
GCCACGUCAGCAGUGCCACAUCAGCAGUGCCACGUAAGUAGCAGUGCCACGUCAGCAACAUGACGGGCCUGCCAGGCCAACUGCCCAACGAGCCACUUGCAGCCUACAAGCAGUGGUUCAAGGCUCGGAUAGAGGCUGAGGAACAAUGCCAGCUGGCAGCCGAGGCUGCCCGCGUACAGGCUGAAGAGGCAGCAGCAGCAGAGCAACUGCAGCUACAUGCCGAUGCAGACGCAGAUGCCCAGGCUCGCCGCAAGGAAGCCCAGGAUCUUCUGCAGCGGCAUGAAGCCAACAGCAUCGACAGACUCAAGUUCUGGCAUUUUGAACCAAACGGCGACGAGGCAACACCGGAAGAGAAGCACAAGGAGUUCGUCUCCAAACUCGUGACAAGGUUGUUGUACACUUUCAACUACCAACGGUCAGAGUUGGAGAGACAAUACCAAGACCUGACGCAACAGCAUCAGGAGUUGGCAAAGCUCCGCCGCAUGGUGCAGAGCCAUGAGGAUGCAACUCGGGCACUCAAUGCCCGAUUGCUGGACCUGGAACAGGCUGUACCAGGACCAGCUGCUGGGGCUUCCAGCAGUGCACCCUCUAGCCGCCAACUGGAGGACCGUGUUGACCACGUAGUGGCAAUGCUUGGCGACAUCAGCACUUUCGCUGCGCCGACCACCACCAUCAACAGUCAGCUGCAUACAUUGAAGACCGAGGUCCAGCAGCUGCAGAUGACGAACGCGGAUGGCAACCCGAAGAUGUAUAAGAAGCCAACUUUCAAUCUGGAGAGGUUCAACGACUACACGCAGCAGGAUCCGGUCCUCUGGUGGGAAGCAUUCACAACGCAACUUAGGAUUCUGCCUGUAGCCAAGCAUGCGUACAUCGGCGCCCUGUUCCUGAACUCAAAGGGCGGAUGCCAGACCUGGUUGAGCCACCUGGCAACCUCCCACGGCGUCGACGUACCAGACUUGAAGGACAAAAUCACAUGGGAGAAACUGACACGGCUGGCGGUUCAUCGUCGACGACGCGCCGACACUCGCCAUCAACCGUCUGUUUACCAUGUCACAGGGCAACACUGCAACAUGGGACUGGCUCACGGAGUGGCAGAAGAUUGCGGCAGUGCCCAAUCUGGAUCUGCCUUUCACUCAUCUCAGACGUGAGUUCUACAACAGGUCCUGUGCUGCAUUGAGCCAGGCUCUUGGUGAUCGUGAGUAGUACUCCACUUUCGCCGAGAUUAUCGA